Molecule: messenger RNA, 210 nt
Organism: Phycomyces blakesleeanus NRRL 1555(-)
Lineage: Eukaryota; Fungi; Mucoromycota; Mucoromycetes; Mucorales; Phycomycetaceae
Product: CCHC-type zinc finger transcription factor
Exons: 2
Molecular function (GO): zinc ion binding; nucleic acid binding
Source: RefSeq, a predicted model, not a curated record
UGCUUCGGAUGCCGAAAGACAGGUCAUUCCGUUGGCAACUGCCCUGAGGCCAAGCAGAGUGGUCAGGACGAGUUGCCUUUUGCAAAGUGUUUUGUUUGCAAGGCACAGGGUCAUUUGUCUGGACAGUGCCCGGAAAACUCAAAGGGACUUUAUCCAAAUGGUGGUGGAUGUCGUUUCUGUGGAAAGGUCGACCAUUUGGCUAAGGAUUGU